GUUCUCUAUGUGAGCUUUAUGCCCUGUCAGUCUCUUUUGUUUCUGGCCAAAGGGUGUGUUUCCCUCAGCUGUCGGGCUGUAGUGUGUGUAGGCGUACUGAGGGACUGUUCCUACUUAGCUAGCCCAAGGUCUCCGCUGGUGACCUGUGAGCCCUGACCCUGAACCUGUGUUCAGCUGAGAGCUUCCUGCAGCCAGACAGCACAGGAUGGAGGAGGAGGUAGCGAGGUGCUUCCUGGGGAGGUUUGUGGAGGACUUCCCAGCUGCUCUGGAGGAAGGCAGUCCGCUGCCCGUCAGCCCUCUGAGCCGCAGAGUCUCCCUGGAGGAGCUGCAUGGAGAGAGUCUGGAACUGGGUCUGAGGCUGCUGGCUGCCAGGGGUGCUCCUGCAGGCCUCAGCACCCUCCUGUGCCAGGCUGCUCUGUCCCAACUGCUGAAGGACGACCUCUCAACUUUCUACUGUGCACAGGAAGCAGAGGCCAACCAGGAGGAUGAACCGCAAGUAGCCUUACUUCAGUCAGACACAGUCCAGCGUCUCUUCCUCAACAAGCUCAUAGGCUUAGCGUUGGCGUGGCAUCAAAAGCUUCCCAAGCUUCCAGCCUCGCGCGUCCUCCAAUGCUCCGUUCACGCCAUCAAGAACACGAGGAGGAAGAUGGAGGACAAACACCUGGCCCUCGCUGAGUUCAACACGCUGUUUGGAAUCCAGGAUGGGGUGGAGCGUGCCUACUACGGUGUGUUUGACGGACACGGGGGCGUGGAUGCAGCCACCUACACCGCCACUCACCUCCAUGUGGCUCUGAGUCAACAGCACACACUGCAGAGCGACGCAGCUGCAGCCUUUAAAAGCGCCUUCACACGAACUGAUGACAUGUUUAGAAGCAAAGCCAAGAGAGAGCGUCUGCGUAGUGGCACUACAGGUGUUGCAGUGCUGAUCCAGGGUCAGGAGCUCACAGUGGCCUGGCUGGGAGACUCGCAAGCAAUACUGGUCAGAGAAGGACUGGCUGUAACACUCAUGGACCCCCAUAAACCAGACAGAGAGGAUGAGAAGCAGAGAAUUGAGGAUCUCGGUGGCUGCAUCACCUUCAUGGGUUGCUGGCGCGUUAAUGGCACGUAUGCUGUAUCCAGAGCUAUAGGUGACUUUGACCAGAAGCCCUAUGUGUCUGGAGAUGCUGACUGCUCCACAAUCCAGCUGUUGGGUGGUGAGGACUAUGUGUUGCUGGCGUGUGACGGCUUCUUUGAUGCAGUCAGACCUUCAGAGGUCCCUCAACUGGUCCUGGAUGCUCUCCAGCAGCCCACCGACACCGAGGCAGGAGGAAAUGCUCUGCCGGAACUGUCCGAGGACGCUAUUGGACAGAGAGUUGCUCAACAGUUGGUGGCUCACGCCAAGGCAGCUGGUUCCAGUGAUAACAUCACAGUGAUGCUGGUGUUCCUUCGUCCUCCACAGCAGCUGCUGGCUCAACACUCCACCUCAGGAAGUGCACAAGCAACUCUGGAUUCCACUUCCCAAGAUGCAGCACAGAAGUAAAGGAGAGGGUUUGCUGCCAAGACACCACUGCCAAGCUACUGCCUGACUCAGCAUUUUUCAGACUUUUUCUUAUUUAGUCAGAAACGCUGCACACUGACAGAAUUGUUCUGAAUCUAACAGAAAACAUGAACAGACAGCUUUGAAGGGAAAGUGCUGAUUAAACGGUGUUAUGACCAUUUAAUAAAGUGUGAAGGCUGAUGCAGGGACAGAUAAACCUAGCUGAGCCCCAUACUUAACCUGUUACCUUCACCUACAAACCAACCAGUAUUACACUGGAAUGAUAACCCUCGCUAGAUUCAUUCAUUCAUUCAGUCCUGAUUUUAACCUGAGUAUUGACUGUUUCCUGUGAUAGUGACUCUUUCUAAAGAGCUUUGUGUUUGUGUGAUUCUCUGAUGGAAGCAAAGAAAGGUCAGAAUGAUUUGAAUCAGAGGAAACUGAAUAAUUCCAUCACUAUAAGUCUUAAUGUUGACAUUGAAAUUCCUUAAUAUAUCAAUUUGAGAAUUAAGCAUUCACUUGUUAUUAAGUUUCAUGGUCAAGUAUCCAUCUGAUUCUGAAGAUUUCAAGUCUUUUUUGCCUUUCUUUGCCUCUUUAUUCACUGUGUGCCAGAAACUAAAGCUUGUCCUCUUUCCUGUCAUGACAGUCUGUUACCUUUUUUAAGCUCUGUACUAAUAUUCACGGUUGAGUUCUCAUCCAUAUCAUCUUAACCAUACAUGUAUGCAUCAUCAGUAUUAAUGUUCUUUUUGAUUUGCACUCUGUGUCUGUGAAAAAAACAAAAACAAGUCUCAGUCACUCAGGACCUGCAGUGGGUUUGGAUUCACACUGACAUCAUUAACAGCUGAGUGAAAUAUGUUGUUGUUGGGUUGCAGUGGACAUUUUCAUUCUCAAAUAUGCCUUCAAGAACUUCCAUAUCUGUAACGCCGAGCAGUGUUACUAUAAAAAGAAUGCACUGUACACACUAGAGGAAAUGACUGGAUUAAGUCAGUAAAUCUGUCGUUGUAAUUAUGAAUGAAGUGGAGACUUUUUCUAUUUCUGAGCUUCACAAAGAAAAGGGAACAGCAGCGAUCAGAGAGGCAACUGAACAGUCAGUAUUUUUAUUUUAAAGGUCAACAAAUGUGCCAAAACAUAAGCCUGGUAUGAGGUGAGGUAGUUUUGAUGUAGAACAGUUUUUAUACUGAACAAACUGACAGUAUUUCUGACUCCUGUGUUUGAUUCUGCAUAUCCUUAAAUAACCAUUCUUAAUCUUGUCUUAAUCAUGUUGAGAUUAAUAUCAACAUUUGAGCUGUAAUGGUUUUUUGGAUUUUAAUAACACUGUAAUAUUCAGUUUUAUUCCUACAAUUUUAUCUUUGAAAAUAAAGUUUGAUUUG
Molecule: messenger RNA, 2883 nt
Organism: Scomber japonicus (chub mackerel)
Lineage: Eukaryota; Metazoa; Chordata; Actinopteri; Scombriformes; Scombridae
Gene: ppm1f
Product: protein phosphatase, Mg2+/Mn2+ dependent, 1F
Exons: 8
Coding region: 206-1519 (437 amino acids)
Biological process (GO): negative regulation of protein kinase activity; protein dephosphorylation
Cellular component (GO): cytosol
Molecular function (GO): protein serine/threonine phosphatase activity; cation binding
Source: RefSeq, a predicted model, not a curated record